Ostrea edulis (European flat oyster) is the source of this 1057-nucleotide messenger RNA. Its product is annotated as leucine-rich repeat-containing protein 20-like. The transcript is spliced from 4 exons. The coding region runs from base 29 to 610 and encodes 193 amino acids. The record is from RefSeq and is a predicted model, not a curated record. Gene Ontology annotation, cellular component: extracellular matrix. Lineage: Eukaryota; Metazoa; Mollusca; Bivalvia; Ostreida; Ostreidae. Gene Ontology annotation, molecular function: protein binding.
AAGUAGUGCGAUCGGGAUCGUAAUACAGAUGCAUGGGUUGUACCUUGGGGUAACACAAAUAGGCUAUUCUUUCACGGGUGGUUUGUGGCCAGGUAUGGCAAGUGGAACAGCCCUAGUGGCGAGAAGGCUUCGUGAUGCACAGGAGACACGAUAUCUUGAUUUGUCAGGAUGUGACUUGUCCAAAGUCCCCGACGCCAUCUAUGUCAUGCUUAAGUCUGUACCCAUCAACAAAUGCACGAUGGCCCAUAACAUGCUGACAAAAAUUCCGUCCAAGUUUCCGUCCAACUUCACAAAACUCACAGAACUAGAUUUAAGUAAGAACAGAUUGAACCAAUUCCCACCAGACAUGCACGUAAUGCAAGACAUCCGGGUCUUGAACCUCUCCAACAACGCUCUCGAAAGUGUUCCUCUCUUUGUGUAUUCACUGCCAAAUCUUCAAGAACUUUUCCUUCAGAAUAAUUGUAUUAUGGAUGUUGAAGUGAGUCGACUUGAGGAUAUUGAAAGCCUGAGUCACGUAAACUUACAAAACAACCCCAUUUCUGACGAUCUGAAAUCUCAAUUACAGUCCUGUAAUUUUACAGUGUUGCUAGGCAACAGUUCAGUGUCCUAGCGUAAGUUUUUUACACACCCGGACAACGAACAAGUGGAGAUUUUUCGAAUUCGUCGAGUGACUACGUAAAGAUAUAUUUGUUGUACAUUUUAUAUCCCAUUUCCACCAUCCACGAUGAUGUUCGGAUAUUUAAAAGUAUAUGAUGAAUAUGGAUGUGUUGUGUUUUAUAUGGAUUGUUCAUUUACAUGCUGUUGAUGAGUUAAUUGUGCAAUAAUCUUUAAUACGUUUGGGAUUAAAUUUAUUUUGUAUUUUCAUUUUCUCUGUUGUAUGCAUGAAUUGCAACCUAUAAUCAAUAAAUCAUUUCAAUUAACAAUCGAUUAUACGUUUAAUAAACAAGACGAAAAAUGAGCUAAAAUAUUUGCAGCAGAAAACAAGUACAUACGAACUAACAAAAUGUCUGUUUUUCUUCUCAUUUUUGGUAAAAAUAAAUAUUUCGUAAAAUUUGCA